AGUCGGUACAGUUGAUCCUCAUUUUUGAAAAAGAAAGACCUAAAGUUGUGAUCUUAAAAAACCCGACCACGCAAUUCUGGUUACUCUAUUUAAGCUCCCUCUACUGGUUCAUAUACCCGUUUGUACAAUUGUAUCUUUUUUUCAAACCUGAUCCUCACAUUUUCUUAUUCAACUGACAUUCCGUGUUGGCUGUGUGUAAUGUAUUUUUACAUUUAAAAUUGUAUUUACUAUUUAUUUGUUUCUAUUUCCCUCUUUUUUGGAUUAUAUCUACAAUUUAAACCUACAGUAUUAUUUCAACAAUCACCAAUACUAACCAUUUAAUACCAAAGAUGAACUCUUUCAAUUUAAUUGCUUUAAUAAUCUUCACUUUGACUGCUUUAACUUCAGUCAAUGGUCUUCGUUGUUACAAGUGUAACUCUUUAUCCAAACCAUACUGCUCGGAUCCCUAUGAUCCACCAGACACUGGUGCAGUUGCACUCGAAUAUCAAGCUGAUUGCGACAAAGAGAUCGACAAAGUAGUUCGUAAUGAAACCCAUCAAGGUUUAGCGCCUCACGUUGAUCGCAAUGGAUCCCAAUAUGUUGCAGUCUGUCGGAAGGUCGUGCAAAAAGUUGAAAAUGUUGUUCGAGUUUUCCGUUCAUGUGGUUGGUUCGAUGCGGCCAGCGAAGAGCCUAUCUGUUCACAGCGAACCGGAUCUUUAGGUGUUACCCAUACCCACUGUGUCUGCAGAGGUGAUUUAUGUAACCAAGGAGUUAUUCCUCAAUCAACGUCCAUCAUUCUUCUUCUGACCAUUCCUUUAUUCACAUUAGGCUUCAUCAACUCGUUAACCAAUACUCUAGUUUAAAUAGUCAACUUAAUACAUUACUUGAUAUAACGAAAACAAACCAAAAAAUGAUCAUCAAAUUUAAACAAAAUUUUGACCCAAAAAUCCAUAGUAAUAUACAACUUUUGGCCAUUCCAGUCUAAUCUUAUCCAAAAUCGUACAUUCUAGUCUUCAUCAUUCUAAUCAAUUGUUUUAAUCUUUAAUUUUAACUCUUUGACAAUUUGAAAAUCAUCAAAAAAAAAUAAUCAACACCAAAGACUUGCCUUUAUAAGGUAAAGUUAUGCUGCUAAAUCAACCAAAGACUCAAAGAAUAAUUGCUAUUAAUUUGUCUACUAUUCUCAAAAUUAGCAAUUAACUUCUUUUUCUAAUUUAGCUAAUUGUUAAAGUUGCUUGAAAAGACGGUCGAUUGAUAUUUGCACUGCCUCAAAUGUAUUAAGAUAUUCAAUUGAAACUCUAGUCUUAACUGUACAAUGAAACAUUGACUCUGCCAACUGGUCAGUUUUAUUACAUUUGGCGUUCAAAUUGUGCUAUUUAAAAAUGUCUUAUAUUACAUUGAGUAAACUAAUUUUAAUUUAAUUCACAUCAAAACCGAAAUAGAUUCAAACUACUUCAUUAAUUGUGAAAAUUAUUUACGCUUUGCGGGCAGCUUCUCAUAUCACUCGACACUGCCUUUUAACACACACACAACUAAUCAAUUGAUUAAUUAAUGCAAUCAAAGUCAACCAUUUGAAACUUAACCAGAAUCGUCUUUUCCCGAUUCGCUUCUGGUUGACAAAAUACUAAACAAUUGUGUUGAUUGUCUAACAUUAGCUGACUCCAAGUAACUAAAGGCUUGUUUAAUUACUAACCUACAUAACUUAACAAUCAAGUGCAACCGUAAACACAAUAUUAAUUACUGCUAAUUUUUUCAAUUAAUAUCUUGUUUCAAUGGGAAAACAUCAAUCUUAUCAUAAACAUAAUAAACGAAGACAUGAAACUAAAACUGAAAUUGAAUUAAUAAUUAACCAGAGAAAUUGUCAAAUUAAUAUCUCAAAUCAAUGUAAUUGUUUUGUUUGUCAACAUUUGAAACAAUGAUGAACCAAAUCAACAGACGAAGCAGCAAAUUGCAAAUUUAGCUUUUAUUGUAACCUUUUAAUUCAAAUUAAUUGCUUAAAAUGAUUUCAAGUUUUAAUCAAUUACCGAUAAUUUCAAUUCUCACUAUUGACUAGUUAAUACGCAUAAUAAUCUUCACUCACCUUUUUAACCUUUAUUUUGUAGACCCAAUAAUUAUUAUAUAAAUUUGCUCAAUAAAAAAUACAUGUAAUUAAAA
This is a messenger RNA of Tetranychus urticae (two-spotted spider mite), 2130 nucleotides long. Its product is annotated as UPAR/Ly6 domain-containing protein crok. The record is from RefSeq and is a predicted model, not a curated record. Gene Ontology annotation, biological process: positive regulation of voltage-gated potassium channel activity; sleep; regulation of synaptic transmission, cholinergic. NCBI's taxonomy places the organism in Eukaryota, Metazoa, Arthropoda, Arachnida, Trombidiformes, Tetranychidae.